Messenger RNA from Fonticula alba, 1004 nucleotides. RefSeq lists its product as hypothetical. Lineage: Eukaryota; Rotosphaerida; Fonticulaceae. Bases 338 to 841 code for a protein of 167 amino acids. The record is from RefSeq and is a predicted model, not a curated record. The transcript has a single exon.
UGCUUGUGGAGCUUAUUUAUUAUUCUAUUUUUGAAGAUCUGCAUCAUCCCGAGGAGCGCAUGUGAUGCGCGGAAUCUAGCGCGAGAAUGAGGGCCCCCACCGCGUCCAAUGUGAAAGUCUCCCCGAGGCGAGUGAUGCAGCUGGCCGGAGGCGCUGGGGCAUCCCAUCGGGAAGCGGCCGACCCGCCAUCGGCACUCGCCGGCAGCACAAAGCACCAGGACGGCUGCCGAAGAGCAGCUGCGGCCAGGCGGAGGCGGAGGCUGGCAGCUCGCGAGGCUGCGGCCUGCCCUCCCGGCCCGGCCGGGCGCUCCACCGCCUGGAGGCCAGUGUCCGCCAGAUGACCGAGGGAAGGCAGCAACAAAUCGGGCCAGACACCGACGCAGGCGCUCGGUGGGUCGGGCGGGGUCGCGAGCAGAUCGAGCGCCCGUUCACCGGCGCACAAGGCCAAUGCAUCGCGCACACGCCCGAGCCACACCAUCAGCACCCCGACACAGGGAUCAUCCCCAGGAGCGGGGCCCUGGCCGGCACGCGAUCCCAGCAGGAUUACUCGAAGGUGGGCAUCCAGGGCCGUGGCCAUCUCAUUGAGACGGUGGCCGAAGUCCCGCAGCGCCGCAUCCACCGCGGGCAAUCCCGCAAAGAGGCUUGUUCCCGGGGGGGAAACGGGGCCAGCCUGGUCCCGGGCCCGGCGGAGAUCCCCCACAGCCGCCACCCAAAAUUGCUGCUCGAGGCUGACACCCAGCGCGGCGUGGGUCGCCAUGGGCUGGAUGGCCGGGGCAUGUGCCAGCAAGCGGGCCGCGCUGGCCCCGAUCGCCAGGAAACCGGCCACAGCCAGGCUCAAUAACACACUCACAAGACGUGUGCCGGGCCUCAUAACUCCAUCGGGCAAGGCGGGAGCAACACAGGGAGGCGAGGGAGGCGAGGGAGGCGAGGGAGGCGAGGGAGGGGGGGGAUGAAGGGCCAGAGGAAGAGGGAAAGGGCCAGGGGGGGUAGGGGGGAGGCAAGAG